Molecule: messenger RNA, 1374 nt
Organism: Corylus avellana
Lineage: Eukaryota; Viridiplantae; Streptophyta; Magnoliopsida; Fagales; Betulaceae
Product: Reticulon family protein
Biological process (GO): response to bacterium
Source: RefSeq, a predicted model, not a curated record
GACUGCAGAACAGAACCUAUCUUGGGUCAUUUUCUCUCGGGACAAGAAAAAGUUGCCCAGCUUUUAAUUGCCCAAUUUCGAGAACAUUCUCUGAAAAAGUUUGGAACUUUUUUUUUUUGGGUUCCCUUUGGGGCUGAAUUUGCAAUUUCUCUGGGUUGUCUUGGUUUUGGGUUUCAUGGAAAAUUCACAGGAUUUAUGUAACGUAGAGGGUGACGGGGAUGCAAGGAAGGCCACGGCUAGCACAUCAUCAGCGUCGUCAGUUAGCUCAGGAGGGUCAGGGUUCCGAUUGUUUGGUCGACAAGCCUCAGUCCACCAGUGUAUGGGUGGAGGUAAAGCUGCUGAUAUUCUAUUGUGGAAGCGGCGGAAUGUUUCUUUUGGCAUCAUUGUUGUUGCUACAGCUGCUUGGAUCGUCCUUGAGCGGUCUGGAUUAUCGUUCUUAUCAAUGUGUUCGGACGUGUUACUGAUUUUAAUUGUACUGUUGUUUCUUCGUGCCAACUAUGCUGUUUUUAGAGAUAGACAAUUACAAACAUUACCGGAGCUAGUAUUGUCGGAGGAAAUGGUUAACAAUGCUGCAGCAUCAUUUCGUGUUAAAAUCAAUAAUGUGCUGCUUAUGGCUCACGAUAUCACUCUUGGCAAAGAUUUUAGACUUUUUUUCAAGGUGGUUGUGUGUCUGUGGCUCUUGUCUGUCAUUGGUAGCUUCUUCUCCUUCUUCACGCUUGCAUAUAUUGGAACCAUCAUAUCGAUAACAGUUCCUGCUUUCUACAGCAAAUAUGAAGAGCAUGUGGAUAGGUAUUGCGGAAUGAUCCAACAACAAUUUUCAAAGCACUAUAAAAUAGUGGAUGAAAGUGUUAUUGGCAGACUCCCCCGGAAUUUAUCAAAGGACAAGGAUUCAUAGCUCUGAUAUUCUAGUUUCAGUCAUGAGCGUGACAGUGUGCGAUGGACUGUUUUGGAGUUUCAGAUGCUGUUCUCAAGCAACCUGUAUCUUUGUUGUUUUCUGUUUGUUGUACCAUAAUGAAAUCCCUGGAUUUGUCUGUGCAUUAUUGGUGGACUUUUUAGAAGGGAAAUCCUCCUUUCUUUCUUUCACAGACAAAGGAGGAUUUGUCUGAAAUCCUCCUUUCUUUCAUUAGAAUUUAGAAGGGAAAAAAGAAAAUGUUUGUGUACAUGGUACAUAGACGUGUAGAUUUGGAAGGAUUUUCUUCUUGUUUCUUGUAAGUUGAUUUGGAAGUUUUGACUAGACGGCUUUUCUUCUCUUAUCGGUUCUUGAAGUGGCAUAGCGGCAGAGUAUGAGAGAGAGCUGGUGCAUUCAGCACUGUAAUGUAUAGAACUAAUUCCUUGACAAUGAUGAAGAUGGCCAAACGUGUAGUUUUAAAUAAA